Trichobilharzia regenti is the source of this 1289-nucleotide messenger RNA. NCBI's taxonomy places the organism in Eukaryota, Metazoa, Platyhelminthes, Trematoda, Strigeidida, Schistosomatidae. The record is from the annotation of a GenBank genome assembly.
GUAUUUCGGAGGUCUAUUGAAGAAUGCGCGGUACACCCGCGCACGUGGAGAGUUUUCGGCAUGUUUCUAACCUGAAGGUUAGUCCGCAACUUGAAGGUCUGCGAGAACUUUCAGGAAUGAAUGUUCUGAAAGAAAUAGCCACCAUUAACUAAAAUGACACGAGUCUACUGUACAUAUUGUGAUAUGAGCUUUGGAAAGCCAUCUCGAUUGGAAGGACAUCUACGAAUUCACACUGGAGAGCGUCCAUAUACUUGUGAAUGUGGUAAAGCCUACACACGUAAACAGCAUUUAACUCGUCACAUUCCAAAAUGUGCAAAAUCUGUUCCGAAAAAUAAUUCAUCGGAAUUGCAAACCUCUGUCAAACGGCAGAGAACCUACUCUUGUCCACAAUGUUCUGCUGGGCCUUUUCAAAAAAAGAAAAUGGUAUGGGCUCAUAUGGCUAUUGUGCAUCGUGAAAGGAAACAUGUAUGCGGAAAAUGUGAUCGAGCCUUUCCAACUGCCUCAAAACUUGAACGUCAUUCUUCAAAGCAUCAUGGUUACACUUGUCAUCUAUGCGUGGAGCAAAUGUCUGCUGAUAUUGACACCGCUGAGACAAAUCCAUCAAAAGAUAUCCAUUUUGAAACUUUUUCUUCUUUAAGACGUCAUAUUGCCAAUGCACACCCGAAACCAUCUUUACAAUGUCCUACAUGCGGUAUGCGUUUUACAAGACCUAGUGCACUUUCAGCUCAUGAAGCUUCUCAUACUCCUGGUGGACCUGCAGUAAGACGACAAUUUAUCUGUUCUUUAUGUUCGCCUGGUGAUAUAGGCGAUUCACAAACAGAUAAUAUUGUUGCAUUUACCGCUAAAAGGAAUUUAGAUGCUCAUAUGCGUUCAGCACACGCUGACUUCAAGUUUCAAUGUACUUGGCGUGGAUGUCCUGUGAUACUGUCAACUAAACAAAAGUUAAAUGAACAUAUGGAACGUCAUCAAGCUGGUAAAUCAGUUGCUUUUAAAAGUCGGCAUAAACAUAGUUCUCUUAAGUCAAUAAAAGUGUUAGACAACAGUGUACAAAAGAAGAAUAAUGAAAGUGAUGACAGUUGUUGGGAAACAGCAAGUCAAAAUAGUAUUAUAGCCUUGUUAACUGACCAUAUUGAUUGUACAGCUAAUUAAUUCUACUUGUAGUGUUUGUAGUGUUGUUGGAAAAUCAUCUUUCUCAUUCAGUUGGCCUUUCCAAAGAUAAAUUGUGUUUUUUUAAACUGUAUGUUAAAACUCACAUCUGUAAAUACAUGUAAAUAUACUUUUAGAUAUCU